This is a messenger RNA of Penaeus monodon (black tiger shrimp), 455 nucleotides long. RefSeq names its product pro-resilin-like. Lineage: Eukaryota; Metazoa; Arthropoda; Malacostraca; Decapoda; Penaeidae. The transcript has 2 exons. The record is from RefSeq and is a predicted model, not a curated record. Bases 19 to 396 code for a protein of 125 amino acids. Gene Ontology annotation, cellular component: extracellular matrix.
ACCAAAACGCUGGACAGCAUGACAUUCAAGGUACUCGUUUUAGCCGCCCUCGUGGCCGCCGCCCUCUCCAUCCCAGAUAAUCAGCCUACGUAUGGUUACUCCGCUCCCACACCUGCUUAUGCACCUGCCAAGUACGACUUCAACUACGCCGUCAAUGACCCACCGUCUGGCAACGACUUCGGACAUCAGGAAGCCCGUGAUGGCGAUAAUACACAGGGAUCUUACUACGUCCUUCUUCCUGACGGUCGUCUGCAGAGGGUCACCUACACUGUCAACGGAGACUCCGGUUACGUGGCUGAUGUCACCUACGAAGGAGAAGCUCAGUACUCCACCCCACAAGCCACUUAUGGUCCUCCUCAGCCUUCGUACAAGCCACCUACCCCCUCAUACGCUUAGAGAUAUUAAAGGAAAAUCAUUAUUAAUAUUAUAGAUAGAUAGAUAGAUGUGAUAUUAAA